AACUUGCUGGUUAGUCAGCAACGAAACGUAUACGGACGGGCUAAAACGAUGCGACGCAUCCUCGCGCUGUUGACUCGCCUGGUGUCGUUCUUCUUCGGCUGGCUACCGGUCUAUGGCCGUCGAGAACGCCUCGCAGGAGACGGCAAGCGUGUGCUGGUGAGCGGCUGCGACUCCGGCAUCGGCUUGCGGCUCGCGCAGAGGCUUCACGAGGCCGGCUAUCGCGUACUGGCGGGAUGCCUCAGCACCGACAGCGAUGGAGCCCGGCAACUUUCGAAGCUACGCGACGGGGAGUAUCCGGUGAGGGUGCUGCAACUGGACGUCACUAGCGACCGCAGCGUGCACCGUGCGCUCAUUCUGGGACAAGUUCAUGAUGAAGGGCUGUGGGGUCUGGUGAACAACGCGGGCGUAUGCGUGCUCGGUGAGUUCGAGUGGAUGACACCGGAGCAGGUGGAGCGCACCAUGGCGGUCAACCUGCUGGGCACCCUGAGGCUCACCAAGUCCUGCCUGCCAUUCAUCCGACGAAGCAAAGGGCGCGUGGUGAGCCUGAGCACGGUGGUGGCUGCGGCACCGGCCAUGCCUUGCAUGUCCACCUACUGCGUCAGCAAGACCGCUGUCGAGUCAUUCAGCCGCUGCCUGCGGCUCGAGUUGGCCCGCCACGGAGCCCACGCGAGCGUCGUCCGACCCGGCGACCUGGCCAAGCACACGGGAAUCAUGAAACGCCAGGCCGACGACAACAAGGCAAUGUGGGAGUCCAUGGACGAGGAGCAGCGUUCGGUUCACGGACCCCACGUGACGGGCUUCGUGCGCGGCUGGAAGUCCCAGCAGGGCGCGCUGUCUCCGCCUCAACUCGGCGACAGUCCCGUGUUCGACCACAUCGAGCACGCACUCGGUUCCCGGCGUCCGCGUGCCCUCUACGUGAGCGACAGUGGCCUGUGGCCGCUGUUCCUGCGCACUCUGUCCGUGCUGCCAACGGCAUUCUCAGACGCAGUGUCUUCACUUUUCUAUAAUUUCCUCGGGCGCCUGGGGAGCGAGGGACAAACUUCCGAUUAAAAAUGCACGGUGUCUGUGU
Rhipicephalus sanguineus (brown dog tick) is the source of this 1069-nucleotide messenger RNA. Its product is annotated as D-beta-hydroxybutyrate dehydrogenase, mitochondrial. Gene Ontology annotation, molecular function: oxidoreductase activity. The record is from RefSeq and is a predicted model, not a curated record. The coding region runs from base 49 to 1050 and encodes 333 amino acids. Lineage: Eukaryota; Metazoa; Arthropoda; Arachnida; Ixodida; Ixodidae. The transcript is spliced from 4 exons.